Molecule: messenger RNA, 1467 nt
Organism: Alosa alosa (allis shad)
Lineage: Eukaryota; Metazoa; Chordata; Actinopteri; Clupeiformes; Clupeidae
Product: heart- and neural crest derivatives-expressed protein 1-like
Exons: 2
Coding region: 232-810 (192 amino acids)
Biological process (GO): regulation of transcription by RNA polymerase II; heart development
Molecular function (GO): DNA-binding transcription factor activity, RNA polymerase II-specific; protein dimerization activity; RNA polymerase II transcription regulatory region sequence-specific DNA binding
Source: RefSeq, a predicted model, not a curated record
GUUGGUCUCUCAACAUAGGCUACCUCAAAUGACAAAUGCUUGAUAGGACGUAGGCUAUCAAAUAGUCUAAAUAUAGGUUGUGAUUUAUGGUAUAGCAUAUAUCCAAGGCAUGUAGGCUAGUGUGUGCGAGUUGGUUUUACUAGAACAUCGGAAAAUAUAAAACGUAUACAGAAGACUCAAUAUACCCAGCCGUAAGUUAUUAACUUUGAAACAGUUCUGUGAUUCUUCAAAAUGAACCUAAUCGGAAGCUAUAACCAUCACCAUAUCAUGCAUGAGACAUUUUCUUUCGCGCAACGGUGUCACCAAGACAACCCCUACCUCCGUAGCUGGUUGAAUAACGGAGAGCACCCUAUAGAUCUCCAAAUACACACAUCAAAUUGGACAGAAUUUGGAGAGGCUGUAUCGGUCCAUGGGAACCAGCAAGACUCCUUUGCAGCCGAGAUGGUCCAACGGCGAACAAGUGCUCCUAAAAAGGAGCGGCGGAGGACAGAGAACAUUAAUAUCGCAUUUGCUGAAUUGAGAGACUGCAUCCCCAACGUUCCCUCGGACACGAAACUGUCCAAGAUAAAAACAUUAAGACUUGCCACAAGUUACAUUUCCUACCUCAUGAAUGUUUUAUCCAGUGGAAGUGCGACUGAGGGGUUCAGGGCUGAACUGCAGAAUUGUGACAACACAGACUCAAAAAGAAAACGAGAGAUUAGAGAAGUUAUAAAGAAUGAAGACAAGCCAGAGGAAUAUUGUCGUGAAAAGAAAUUAAAAGGACGAACUGGAUGGCCGCAGCAAGUUUGGGCACUUGAGUUAAAUCCGUGAAGGGGGUUAGCCUACGAAGAAGCCAAGUGCUAAACUGCCUAAAUUGGCUACGUGCAAUCAGAUUAUUUAUAGAACUUCAUAUCUGCUUCAAAUGUGUUUAUCGUUGUUUCAUUUUUAUGCAACGACUUCCAUAAACUUUGUCACAUGUUUGCCUAUAAGCCUAUAUCACAGAUUCCACAUCAUAUCACAAAUAAUUAUACCUCAAGGAUAUUUGAUUUUUAAUUUAAAACUGAAUCUGGAUUGAAUUCAGGAUUUAAAUUAAAUCAUUUUGGAAAAUUGCUAGCGUCUCCAACCGAACUCUCAGGGCAAUGACGCUCGCCAUCCCCAAAUGGAUAAGUCCACUUUAUUAACUUUUGAUGGGGAAUAAAAGUUCAGCUUUUGUAAUUGCUGAUUUGUCUUUUAAACAAAUUACAAAAUUAGGCCUAUCAAAAUUGUAAAAGUUUACAAUAAGAAAUGAAGUUGACACAAAAUUACAAGUGGUACUAUUGUCUUCGCACUUGCGUUUUUACGCAUAUUUUUGAGUCCUUUUUUGUCAUUUAUUGACUAUUACCUCACCUGAACUUUUGACUUAUGUCAAUGAAUUACACAUGAUGCUUGACGUAUUUUUCACUGCACAAAUGGAAUGUUGUAAUGUGAUAAGAAUGGCAAUAGCCUGUA